CCUCUCACGCUCGGCUCUCUGAUUGCUUUUAUAUGCUGGAAGCAGCGCACGAAUCAACUCAGUCGAUGACAGUCGGCCAGGCACGCAAGUCGCUUCAGCCAGCGCUUCAGCAGUAGCAGCAGCAGCAUUAACAGCAGCAGCAUUAACAGCAGCCGUUAAAGUCACCGUUCAAGUCGUGUCGUUUGACAAGCUUUAUCAGCAGCUUAACCGUUACUUUUGGCUCGUGUUUCGCAAGCGUCGCUUUGAAACGGCAAAUAUUGCUUAAAGUCGCGCGUCGCCAUUUUUUAAACGCUUUUGUGCUUUUUAUGUUGCAUAUUUAAAUUUACAUUUCUUACGCAUUUUUCUUUUCUCUGCUCGAUUCGCGUUCUUCCUUUGGCAACUAUUUCCCGCGCGCAUUAACGACGAUAAGAUUGAGAACAAGAGCUUCAAAAGUACAAUAAAUUAAUACAGGACAUUGUGUACAAAGGUUUCGCGUCUACAAAGCGUAAAUAUAUAUAAAAACAAUUAACUGGGAAUAGAGGCAACAAAUUGCCUGAACGCUUGAAUCCAGCACAGGACAACAGGCUUUCGUUGAGGCAGACGUUUGCCAUUUAGACGCCCGAAUGAGUAACAGCGCCAUGGUGGCCGUGGCCAUUUGCUGCAUCUUGGUGCUGCUGGCGGUAUUCAUUGUGAUCAUCAUAGUGGUUGGGCAGCAGUUCGAGGAGCCCAAGUGAGACAUGCUCCAGCUGGGACCUGGCAACUUCCCAGAUGGAUAACAGAGACCUCCAAAUUGUUAGUUGCGGUCAACACAAUUGCCGGGGCAGAUACCAGCGCCAACCACAACAACAAUACCAAUAAACAAAACAGCAUGAAGAUGAAGAUCAAGUUGAAUCAGUUUACCGCCGUCGCCGAACGAUGCCAGAAUCAUCACACGAAUCACACCUACAAUCCAAUGUCACCCAACAUGAAGAGAUACAGAAAAGGGAAAGACAGAGAGAGAGAGAGAGAGAGAGAGAGAGAGUGCGACAGCGAUUUUAAAUGAAAGAGAAAGCAUCCCAUCGUCAGUACCCAUUGGCUGUGAUGUGAAAUUAUUAGAAAUAUGUGGAAUAAAAAAUUAUUAAAAUUUUGAUCAUUCCUCACGCCGAAACACAUCUAUAAGUAGCUGUUAACCUUGUGUGUCUGUUAAAUGUUAUUAUGAACAAGCAAGAAUAUAAAACCUAUAUACCCAUAUACAUUAUAUGUAUAUAUAUGUAUAUAUAUAUAUACUAGUGUGUAACCCAACCCCGUCGUAACAUCGCGAUUUUAUACAAGUGUUGUUAUCAAAUUUUUAUUGAUGUUUUAUUGAUGUUGCAUACAACUUAUAUACACAUAGACACACACACACACACACACACACACACACAAGCAGACAAGCGAAAUAAAUUUACAUUAACUUUAAAGUCUCAAUUGACAACCAAGCCAAAGUCCAAGCACGCAACAUGUGGCCAGGCUGUUUAAAACGGCAGCGCGGCUUAAAACGCGCGUAUUUCGACGCGCCACAGACAAAGACGCAGGAAAAGGAACGGAUAUUGCAACCAAGGAGCUCAAGAAGUCGGCUAAGACCUGACGUUGCUCUAGGAAACUCGAAAAAAAAAACAAACAUGAUUGAAAUAUUUUUGAGAAACGGAUAUGGGUAUCUAAGCAUCGCACUUGUUAAAAGCAGCAAAAA
Drosophila virilis is the source of this 1687-nucleotide messenger RNA. RefSeq lists its product as uncharacterized. Lineage: Eukaryota; Metazoa; Arthropoda; Insecta; Diptera; Drosophilidae. The record is from RefSeq and is a predicted model, not a curated record.